Molecule: messenger RNA, 2176 nt
Organism: Eleginops maclovinus (Patagonian blennie)
Lineage: Eukaryota; Metazoa; Chordata; Actinopteri; Perciformes; Eleginopidae
Gene: faxdc2
Product: fatty acid hydroxylase domain containing 2
Exons: 9
Coding region: 190-1212 (340 amino acids)
Biological process (GO): sterol biosynthetic process
Cellular component (GO): endoplasmic reticulum membrane
Molecular function (GO): iron ion binding; C-4 methylsterol oxidase activity
Source: RefSeq, a predicted model, not a curated record
AGGAAUAGAGGAUAGGAGCUGAGUUUUUGACUAUUCGACCAUACCCCAGGAUCGAAACAUACCUGCCGAUACUUCCUGAUACGGCUCAAGACAGCUGACCAAGAACCGACCAAUCAGAAGUCGUUCGCCUUUGUAAAUACACGGUUGAUUUAAGAAAGUGUAAAGAGCAAACGGAGAGAGCGAGGAGCCAUGACGGUGGAGACAAGUGACACGAGAGGAUCUGCCCCAACACGCAUCAGCAGCAGCCGACAGGAGGGCUCUGGAGGACUGUGGGACUCUGUGAAGAAAGCUGCUGUGGUCAUCGGAUCUGGAAUCUUAUUCUUGGCUGCAUUCGGCAACUCACUGACAUGGCAUCUUCAGAGAUUCUGGGGAGCUUCAGGAGAUUUUUGGCAGAACUUGUGGACCAGGGUGUACGUGGGGUUUGAGGGUCAUGAGACUGCUUUAUUCUACUUGGGGACAAUGUUGGUCCCCACUCUGGCGUUUUGGGGUACAAACACUCUGUUGCUGCUGGUGGACACCACCGGGAAACCCUCCUUCAUCACUCGCUACCGAAUCCAGCCGGAGAAGAAUAACCCGGUGGAUCCAGUUAGGCUUCGCCAUGUGUUGAAGACCGUCAUCUUCAACUAUGUGUUCAUCUCGGGGUCGAUGGUGGUGAUUUCUCGAUACCUGAUGACCAUGAGAGGAAACCCCUGUGGCCCUGAGCUGCCCACCUUCCACUGGGCCCUCGCAGAGCUGGCUUUCUUCUCCCUCUUGGAGGAAUUUAUGUUUUACUAUUCACACAGACUUUUCCACCAUCCCAGCCUCUAUAAGAGAUUCCACAAACAGCACCAUGAGUGGACUGCUCCCAUUGGAGUCGUCUGCAUAUACGCUCAUCCUCUGGAGCAUGUGAUCUCCAACAUGUUGCCGGUGGCGCUCGGGCCGGUACUCCUUGGCUCCCACGUGUCCACCACCGCCAUGUGGUACAGUGUGGCUCUGAUCAGCACCACCAUCUCCCACUGUGGAUACCACCUCCCCUUCCUGCCCUCCCCCGAGUUCCAUGACUUUCACCACCUCAGGUUUAACCAGUGCUUUGGGGUCUUCGGCAUGCUGGAUCGGCUCCACGGCACCGAUACUAAGUUCAGGCAGACCAAGCAGUAUGAACGGCACUCAGUCCUCACCAGCCUCACACCUCUGAACGAUAGCAUCCCCGACACGCCCAAAAAGGGCCAUUGAUGACGCCUGACCCCUGAUCUUUAACUACAGGCCUUGACUAGUUUCUGAUCAAGACAUUUCUAAUCUUUAAUGAGAUUAUUAUUUAUUCUAUUAAAUUUCAAUUAUUUGAAUCCAGAACACUUGUUGCUUUAAACUGUGAAGGUCUGACACACUAUAGCCACCAACCCCAUUUCCAAGUAGAACUGCUGUACUUGAUUAGACAUGCAGAUCAAAUGAUGCCAUUUAUUUUUAUCUUCCUGUGAGCUAGAAAUGCUUUUAAUGUAGCUCAUGAUUUAGGGUUAUUUUCUAUUCCUUCUGGAUAUGAAAGUGUACAUUUUGUUCUAAUCACCAUGGAGAAGUUUAUAGAAGCUCAUGUCCACCAAGACACGAAUAGAUGAAAAAGAAAGCAUGAUAUGGUAUUAUAGAAUAUGCAGACAAUGGUAUAAAAAAAGGCUGAUUGGGACAAUUUCAGGUUAUUGAAGAUGCCGAGUUGAUUUCCGACAUUUUCAGGAUAAAAACAAUUGCAGUUUUAACCAGAAAGAGGCAGUUGUCCCUACUCAAAAAUUCUGUUUUAGGAUACUGGUACUUUGAGGGGGGUCAUACAUUUAGGUGGGUAAAAUAAUGACACAAACUCUUUUUCUACACUUGCAAAUGUAUCUUAAGUCAUGUUUUAAUUCUUCAAAACACAAUUGGUAUUUUAAGUAAUGGCAAGUGUCAGCACUCCACUUUGUGUUCCCUACUGCUCAGGCAGGAGAUACGUUUGCACUUUCCAUUUCUGUUUAAAUAUCCUUGAAUGUAAAAUGUGUAUUAAUUGUGGCCUUAGUAAUGAUUGUAUAACAAAAGCAUGAAUGUUCAAUAUUGUGAUAUGUUAAUAUUUUUGAUGGGAUCGUUUACUAAUAAAAGAUUGCACGAAAAGCUGUGGAUUUUCUUCCUACGUUCCAAAUAAAACAAAACUCAACAUGCAUAGAGAAAUAAUCACUCAAAA